AUCUCUAACGUUUAGUUUUUGCAGUAAAGUGAACAUGGCGAGUCUUGGGGGCCAGCACGAAAAUUAUUCGACUAAUCCAGGAGUGGAAAACACACCCCAAAAGAGACCCGAAAGCCGAGAGGGGAGCGCCGAACGAAAAGUGUCCAAAGAUCGAGAGGAGAAACUAAAAUAUGCACGAGACCGACAAAAUGAGGAGAGACAAAGGAAAAUUGAAGAGCUGCGUGCUCAGGCCGAGGCAGCUCAAAGGUAUCGCGAACAAAAGGAAGAGGAACGACGACGUCGCAUCGAGGAGAUACGGGUCCGUGACACAGAGAAGCGUCAUCAGGUGGAGGAGCGGAAAAAAGCCAUAAUUGAGGCCGAGAAAGAGCGACGCGAAUAUAUACUGAAAAAGAAUCUGGAACGAGAAUCGCGAAUAGAGACAAAGAAAAGGGAUAGAAACUCUAUAGUGUUUGCUUUCGGUUCAUCAACGCCACGUUUACUGGAUGUGCCUGCGGAUUAUGGUUUGGUAUCGCCCAGUGCCUUUUGGGGCCAGAGAAGAUCAACAUCAAUAUCGAAUGUUGCAGCGGGCGCCUCGCUCUCACGUCGAAGUUCAGAGCGUGAACUUGCCGAUAGUGGUGCAAAGAAGCGUGCUUCAUCAUCCACGGACAGACAUGAUGAUCAUCGACGCAAAUCUUCGUCCAUGUAUGAGGUAUUCAAUUGGGGCUAUUCCAAUGAUGAGCCGCCAAAGCGGUAUUCGUUAUCAAUAGCGAGCAGUGAGAUAAAUAUUGAUGGGCCAGCUCCACCCAAUUCAAAUUCAAAACAUAUUACAACAACCGCGCACAGACAAAAUAAUAAUAAUAAUAGUACUCCAAUAACAACAACAACAACAAAUGCUGCAAGCCAACACCACUACAACAACAACAACAACAGCAAUCAUAACUCGUAUCGUAAGGAAGAUAUCGUUGACACAUCACCCAUCGUGUUCCGAAGCGUUUACCGCAGGAAAACGGACCUUAUGCCAACAAUACCCAGCCCCCGAGACGGGCAUUAUGGUUCGCGCAGCUCAUUGAGCACCACGCCAGCCAGAACCCCAGGACGUGCCUACUCGAUGAAUCGACUGGAUCAACUGGCCCAGCCAAUACGACGCAAUGGCGAGCAUGUUCGUGCCAUUCUGGAACGGGAGCGACGUGAACGUGAACUGGAGAUGCUGGACGAGACGUCCUCGCUGGGCGGCGGUGUCGGUCGGCGAAAUGCCGCCGGUUCACGCUCCAAGCGGGCGGGCAGUGCUGGUGGCAGUGGAACAAACAGUGCCACUGGUAACAUGUCGCGCAGCAUGACCCAUUUAGCGGGCACCACACAUCGGGAGCGUGGAAAAUAUUCAUUGGGCGGCGGCAUUUCGACCAGUUUCCGGCCAUUGGGCAGUACUGGGCAACGUGACUCCAGUAAGAGCAUGACACAGAUUAGUUCUUCGUGGUCAACAUAUGGCACUACACCAACAAUUUACAACCACCAAUACCAAUACCACAACAACCACCACCACCACCACAACCACAACCAACCACAACGCCAAUCCAAUCUUGGCUUACAAACUGCCGCAACUAAAAAAUAUCUUCAAUCAUCAUUUGCCUCAUCUUCCGCAUCCUUCUACUCGAACGCGACUAGGCGUGGCGGCCAGCAACAAUAUGCGACUUCUACUACUAACCCCUAUCGUUAUCUCGAUCUCGAUCCAAACUCAUUGUUGCUCAUGAACUCUUCUAGUUUGUUAGUGAAUGCAGGCUCGCGAUCGGGCAAUGCCACACCAGGCGGACAUUUCAAUAACUCAAGGCCCGGCAGCGCCAUGUCCACCUCCACAACAAUGUCCACAUCAGGAUUAGUGCCCAGACGACCGGCAACAGCGCCACGUAAACCCAGACCAGCAAGUAUUGCCGGCACUGGUAUGUCCCUUGAAGAGAUAAACAAACUAAAGAAGGAUCAGAAGCCGCCGGUGAAAACAACAGCCGCUUCGCCAUCUGCACAAACGACCCCCAAACGAACUGCAAACCUAAUGUCCACCUCCUUAAUUGUGACCUCUAGCUCAUCACGUUUGAGCAGCGCCGAAAAGAAGACGCCCUCAAAGCGGGAUUCUCCAAUGGUGCCGAAGGCUGCAUCUGCUUCAAAAGCUCUUCCGAAUCGUACAGCCAGCUCGGAGCGCAUUAGCAGGCAUGCCAAGGAGUCAAAAACCAAGGAUACCUCUGCAAUGACCAGAUCCAUGAUUGUCACCAAUAGCAAUAGCAGCAUUAGCAGCACCAAUACCACAACAAUCACCACUACCACAACAGCCACAACUAGCAGCACUCUGACACCACCAGCUCUAGCGUCAGCUCCAGCUCCAGCAUCAGAAACAGCUCCUUAUGUUCCUGAUCAAAAUGGUGUGGAAAAGGUGUUAGCUGCUGACGAGAUUCCUGUAGAUAAUUCAGCGGAUGUAACAGUUGCAGCAGUUAAAGCUCCUAUUACGGCUGUUAGCAAGGCAGAAAAAGAGGCUCUGAAUUCGGUAAAAACUGAAGAAGUAGCUCAGCAGGUGGCGCAGGCUGUCGAACCGAUAGCCACUGACCCGAUACCAGCUGCUGCUGUUUCCGCAGUCACCGCCAAUGUGGAGGAGAAAGCAGAUGAGGGCACUGAGAAAGAGGAGCUGGCAGCCCCCAAACCACAGCCGCCUCAAGAGCAAACGGCUCCCAAGAAGCCAUCGCGCAGCAAGGAAAACUCUGAAGUGCGUGAGCUCACGCCGCCUGCACCCAAUGCUGGUCCUGAUGGCAACGAUCUGAUGACGGCAUCAAUGAUAGCCAAAAAAAUCACGACCGAGGAGGAGGCAAAGGCCGCCUUGGCCGAGAGACGACGCCUGGCCCGCGAGGAGGCCGAACGACAGGCGGAAUUGGAGCGCCAACGACUCGAGGCCGAACGUCUGGCCGAACUGAAAGCCCAAGAAGAAGAGGCCGAACGACAGCGUCUAUUCGAAGAGGAGUCAACACGCCUGGCUGAAGAACAGCGACGUGGCGAGGAGGAACGUUUACGCAAGGCCAUCGAGGAAGCUCAACAGAGGGAAGCGGAGGAACAACAGAAACGCGAAGAAGAGGAACGGCAGAGAGUAGAGCGUGAGGAGGCUGAAAAGAAGGCCAAAGAGGAAGCCGAGAAGCAGCGUGUGGAGGUAGCUGAACGUCUCAAGCGUGAGGAGAAGGAACGGGAAGAGCGGCGUAAACGCGUAGAAGCUAUCAUGUCCCGUACACGCAAGGGUGGGGCUGCAGCCACUCCUUCCAAGGAAUCCAACGAUAGUUCCAAGGCAGCUGCGACAGAAGGUCCCAAAGAGGCCAAUCCCACAGGUGGCAGCACCAGCAGCAGUAGCGAAAGUAACAGCGGCAGCAGCAACAACUCCACUGGUGGUUCACCCAGCACUCCAGCAGUUACACCUUCAGUGACAGCUGACUCCGCCUCGGAGCCACCCAACAGCCAGGCCAUGUAUGAGCAGUCGGUGGUAGAUAAAGAGAACUCGCUGAUCAAUAGCUUCUCCACAAUGAUCAUCGACGAAAAUGCCAAGAACCUGCAGCAGCAGCAGGUGAGCAAUGGCAAGCUCUUGGCGGAGUUUACCACCAACACUCCAGCAGUGGCCAAUGGCAAUGGCCACAUUGAGAAUGUGAAUAACAAAAAUGACAUCAACCUGCUGCAGGAUACAGUGACUCCGACCGCCACGCAGCUGAUCGAUCUGAGCAUUGAGUCACAACAAGAUCUGCACCUGAACAAUAACAACAGCUUGCUGACGAGCACAGCGGCAACCACCACGCUAGUCACUGCUGAUAGUCACGAGAAUAAAGAUAUAUCGUUGCUGUGAAUUGGAAGAGGAAACCAAACAUGAUUGUUUUCUAAAUCUAAAUCUUGAUAUAGCUAAAUGUGUGUGGAGUAUUUAUUUAUAGGAGCAUGAAUAAGGAAUGUGGAGACAAACUAUGGUUACUACUACAAAACAACAAAAAUCGAAAAGAAAAACAGGAAAACAUAAAAGUUUAUAUAUAUGUAUGUGUACACAUAUGAAAAACAAAGUCCCAACUAUAUAUGUAUAUAUAUAUAUAUAUAUAUACUAUAC
Molecule: messenger RNA, 4087 nt
Organism: Drosophila willistoni
Lineage: Eukaryota; Metazoa; Arthropoda; Insecta; Diptera; Drosophilidae
Gene: ens
Product: ensconsin
Exons: 15
Coding region: 35-3838 (1267 amino acids)
Biological process (GO): microtubule cytoskeleton organization
Cellular component (GO): microtubule cytoskeleton
Source: RefSeq, a predicted model, not a curated record